This is a messenger RNA of Fusarium sp. VM40, 1269 nucleotides long. Lineage: Eukaryota; Fungi; Ascomycota; Sordariomycetes; Hypocreales; Nectriaceae. The record is from the annotation of a GenBank genome assembly.
AUGUGGGCAUCAAAGCUACUCAGAGGUCGGAAUGCAAGGUCUCUCACCAAGCAGUCUGUUGCAACGGCUGCUUCUGCACCAACAUCCAAGGCUGAUUUCAGCGCAAACUCCCAGGCCUUUUCAGUUGCGGUCACUGAGCUCUUAGAGUGCCUCGAUUUUGUACUUGACCAGUUAGAUGAUCAAGGAGAACACGGAGAUUUGUUACAAUUUCACCUUUCGCGGCUAGCUAAGGAGAUAUCGAAAUAUGAAAACUCCAAGGUUCGCGAUGAGCUGGCAGAACCAUGGAUAGGUGAUCACGAUCUUGUCCAGUUGUUGCUUACUGCAUGUAGAUGUGCAUGUUCCGUUUACAAACAAGACAUACAACCAGGAGGUGACCUCGUCCCAGUGAUAUCUCGCACACCGUCUAUUACAGGAACAAUUAAAGCCACGUCUAUAUGGAAAGAAGAAGAUACCAACACCCUCUUUGUUUCUAUCCGGGGUACAUCAUGCAAGGCAGAUCACCUCGUGAAUUUCAACCGGAACCAAAAGGAUGCAGCUUCGCUCUUUACGUUCCCAGGCUGUCAAAAAGAAAUCUUCGCCCACAGUGGCUUUUUGGCCUGUGCCACUACGUUACUUCCAUGGCUGACAGAAGAAAUCAUUCGUCAAGUAACAGUCGAUGAUAGCCUGACACACAUAGUCUUUACUGGUCAUUCAGCUGGUGGAGCUGUAGCAGCUUUGGUUUUCCUACACUUCAUCUGCCGUUGUCCAAACUCAUUGUUGAACAUUCAAUUCUCGCUCAUAACAUUCGGAGCUCCACCAGUCACUUCAACAAAUAUCACAGAACUAGCCCAAAGUCUGCCUCAGACAAAGCACAUUUUGGCAGUUGUCAACGAGCAUGAUCUAGUCCCACGAGUCGACCAGUCAUACAUCGCAUCGAUUAUCAGUUUAUACAGAUCCGCGUAUGGGCUACCAUUAGCCGAGCUUAAUACUGCGUUUGCAAACCACUCUAGAGCAACGACUAAUCACGAUACACAUUGGCAACUACCGCCGCCAGAUUUCUGGGUAGUCGGCAAUGUCAUUGUGCUAAGAGCUAAGCUUGCUCUGACUGAGGUUCAACCGAGAGCAAAUCUGGACAGCACUACAGCGGAUAUGCCACCUCAGAAAUUUGAUAUCCUUCGGGUAUCACCGUUACAGUUUUGCAAGCUUUUGUUCUUUGAAAUCAGUGUACAUAAACGUAAGGUGUACCUUAACAGAUUGGAAAAGCUGGCGCAACAAGAUCUAAUGACGUAA